This is a messenger RNA of Gopherus flavomarginatus (Mexican gopher tortoise), 4671 nucleotides long. It is a transcript of the gene SH2D2A, whose product is annotated as SH2 domain containing 2A. Gene Ontology annotation, cellular component: cytoplasm. The transcript is spliced from 10 exons. NCBI's taxonomy places the organism in Eukaryota, Metazoa, Chordata, Testudines, Testudinidae. The record is from RefSeq and is a predicted model, not a curated record. The coding region runs from base 598 to 2214 and encodes 538 amino acids.
CUGGCUCAGUGGGGCUGGGGGGGAAUAUGGACCUCUUGGGGUCCUUCCAGCCCUAUAUUUCUCUGAUUCGAUUUCUAUGAUUAUUUUGCAGCCACUGUUCUGAAACUUGCCGGAUUAAAAGGAUCACAAGAAGAUGGUAGAUCACCUCCCGCACCCCAUCACUGACUGUUCAGAACAUCCCGAGAUCUUCCCCCUUGCAGCAAAACCAGGCGAGGUCAGAUCCCCGCUCCGCCACUCCUCGGAGCGGCGACCGAGCCCAGCCUUUCACAGCUGGCUCACGCAGCGUCUCACAGAUCCAGGGACAUUCUCCCAUCACAGCCCUUGUGUCACAGGCCCGGGCCGGCCCGGCGCUGUGGUGACACCACCCUCUCAUCUCCAGCCCUAGUACCUCGCCCCAGAACUCUGCCGCGACACUUUCCUUUUCCAUGACGUCGCCGGCGGCGCUCCUUUGCUCGCCCGUGAACGAGCAGCAUCUUGUGGCUUCGGUAGCUGCUUCCUGCCCUUUGCACGCAGAGAGAGCACGAGGAGGACUUGUAAGUUCCCCUGCCUCCAGCAGACAUCGCUGCCAGGACCUCGGCGCUCGGGCCGCUGCAGGGCAUGGACUCCCAGGUCAAGGAGGGACCUAGGACAGGGGCUGAUGUCUGGGACAAUCAGGGACCCCUCCUCUUCAGCACAUUUAAACCCAACGGCCUCAGCAAAGAUGACAAUGCGGAUGAGCUGGCCCAGCUGGACAGUGCCAGUGCUGGGCUCAGCAGGACGCCAGCCGGGGCCCAGAAGGAGGAGCAGCUGCCUGGCUCUCAGAGGGACCAGGGCCCUUAUAGCAGAGCGCCUCUCAGCUCGUGGCCAGCGGCCAGCGCCAAGCUGAGCUGGUCCCUGCUCGGGGACCCCGCGCAGGGAGCAGAGACGCGGGCGAGGCUGGGGCCCGGCCUGGAUCCUCCCGAGGCCCCGUCGGCGCUGCAGGCCUGGACCCGGGCGUGGUUCGAGCGAACACAGGCGAGCCGGAUCCGCCAGCAGGGGGAGCUGCCGCCCUGGUUUCACGGCUUCAUCAGCAGGAGGGACACGGAGCAGCUGCUGCAGGACAAGCCGCUGGGCUCUUUCCUGAUUCGCUUCAGUGAAAGCACAGUCGGAUUUGUCUUGUCGUACAGGGGCAGGGAUCGCUGCCGGCACUUCAUACUUGACCAGCUGGAAGACGAAUGCUACGUGAUCCUAGGAGAGGACAGCGCCCACGCCGAGCUUCAGGGCCUGCUUCAGCACUACACCACUGCCCCUGUCACCCCCUACUACGAGUUCCUGACAGCACCAUGCCCCAGGAGCGACAAGAGCCGAGAAAGUGGUGGGAUCCCAGCUGGAGCCGAAGCAGGGUCUGGCGCCCCACCCGAGCCAGCAAAUGUCCCCCCAGCAGCAGGCAGCCAAGCAUACAGCCUGGUUCUCAGACAGCCCCAGGCGCCAGGCCAACAGACCCAUCCCUGCCCGCUGGCUGCAGAGCAAAGGAACCAGGGAUGCCCUUCCAAGAAGGUUCCCUGUUCCGUUCCCCUGCUCCCCGCCAAGGCUGGCCCCGCUCCGAGGCCGAGCAGCCCUGUGCAAGAGGCAGGGGUCUCUGCAGAUCCCUACGCCCACAUCAGCAAAGCGCCCGUCCCCGCUGAGCAGCCCACGCCAGCCCAGCCCACAGAGGUCAAGUACCAGCAGCUGAUGCGCUUCCACACCUACGCUGAGCCCCGCGAGGGCUUCCCGCCUCGUGAACGCCACAUCUACUAUGAACCCGACGAGCCCAUCCCCUUCUAUGCCAUGGGGCGGGGCUCGCUGCCCAGCCCCGACCCCGAGAACAUCUACACGGAGGUAGAGCUGGCGUGCCGGUCCCGGUCCCAGGCUCUACCCAGAGUCCUGCAGGACACAGCCUCCACCCUGCCUCGGGGCUCAUCCAGACCUCCCACCGAGCCAUCCCCAGGACACCGCAGGGUCCUCCGGAGCACAUCAGCGCAGGGGUCCCGCAGGAAGCGGCUGCCUGCAGCUCUCACCGUCGACGGGGGCCAGGGGAGGCCGUCUAGGCCAUCCUCAGAGACCCGGCUGGAGUUUGACGACCCAGUUUACGGCAGGAAGGCAGCCAGCCUGACCAGACCAGUGGCCACCAGGGGACAGGAAGGUCUAGAAAACAUUUACGAGCUGAUUUCUGGAGACCAUCCUAGCCUGCAUGCCUCAGGGAGCAGUAACUCCUAGAGCCCUCCCACAUUCAAGGCAAGCCAGCAGGACACCCUCUGCCAAGGGUUCCAGGGCUUGAGAGCUGCUGGAGAAGACUUCUUCCCCAUCAGCUGCUCUCGAGGAUGCAGAGUUGCUGCAGACAUAAGCCCUCAAGACACUGCUGCUCCGACCGCCUAUCUCACGUUUGUGCAGAGCAGCCUGCUCUGUGAAUUCAAGGCUCACACACAUUCGUGCGCUCUCCCACUUCCAAGGGUGGGAGAUUCAGGAAGCAGGGAAGAUCCUUCCAUGGAAAGGACAAUGAGAUCCAACCCCAGUAAAAAACCCAGCAAGGUCCUCGACUCACAAAGCCUCUUCCUCACAGCUACGACACCAGCUUUGUCCGUUUUCCCAUCCCUCCUGCUCUCUGUCAGAGGUUGCGUGGUACUCAAGACUCAUGUCUAUUUUGGACCUAUGAUGUCAUCUCCUUCCCUUCUCCCCUUGGAGGGGGGUCUUUGCUUUUUGGUGUCAUUGGGCAGUCAUAGAAGCUGUUUCAUGGGGUGGAACUACCAAGUCCAAAUGGGGUGACGAACACGCUCUGGGAUUGAUGGAGAUGCUCACUGACUUGACGCCGCAGAGCUGUUCAGAUAAGAAGGAUCCUUAUUUUUAAAUAAGGGGAAUAAACAGAAGCAAAUGGGAUGAAAUCGACUUACAUGCAGGGUGGGCAGCAUUUAAAUCCUGCUUAAAUGAGGGGUGGGCCUCAGGGUUUAAGUUCCGUUAAGUCCUAUGGACCCUCUGCCGCGUGAUCUGUAACCAUGAUGGGCUGUAUUUCGCUCUCCCUUCCCUUGAUCACCGCCAGGUGCUGUCUGUAAAUAAAAGCAAUGGGUCUUCACUGAGCCGUGACCUGCCCUUAAGGCGUCUUAGCAUCCUCAGAGACAACGAAGAGAAGGAAAAGUAUUUGAUCCAGAUGCUGCUCAGCCCAAGCACAGCUGUAAUUCCUCCCCUCCCCAGCCUGCCAGGUCGACAGGCGGGUUCAAAGGCAGCAUUGUCAGAGAGGAAGGAUGGUCUUUAGGCUCUGGCCCAGUAGCAGACAGGAACCCACGUGUCACCACUGCCGCAUGGUUAGGAGCAGCACGGGGAGGCGAGCAGAGGGUGGAGGUACUGGGGGAUGUGGGAACAGAGUGGCAGGGCUACGAAAUGGACGGAUUGUGGAAGCUGGCAGGCAGGAAAUGCUGCUUGCUACAAGGACGAUUUGCAAGAAGUCUCAGCAGCUGAGGGUUCCUCUAGGUAACAUCCGGAGGAAAGGCCUAGGGAACGCUGCAGUUAGGAGAAAAUAAAUAAAUAUUUCAAAGCCAGAAAAUUCAGAGUGAAGGUGAAACUUCCAGGGGAAAGGUCCCUAAGACCUCGAACGCCCUUACCUCUGCCUCCUCCCUGACCCAGCUCCCUCCCACGGGGGGGAUCUGACUUAAUAUGCACCUGGUAACAUGGCUACUAAGCAGCAGGUGGCCAGCGAGCUUCUGGUGUCUGCCAGACUCUUCCCCCUUCUCCAUCUCAAGACCUACCAUUUCUUUGCGGGGAAGGCAACCGCAAACCCCACCACUGAACAGACCAGCAUAAAAGCAACAGCCAGGCUCACAUGAACCAGCAUCUGGGCCAAGAGGCCCCUCCAUGAUUCAGCUCCACCAAGAGAAGCCAUUUGAAUGUUCCAUGGCCCUGAAAUCUCCCUGUUCAAUUCCAGGGCAGGGGGGAAUCGUUCUGGUUUCCACCGUUUGCCCAGCAGGGUCACCUCCUAUUCUCCGAUGUAGAAAUACUGCCAAUACUCAGGCAAGCACACCUGUGUAUAUGUUUAGAGUAGUCCCAAGUGCUCAGGGUCCUGGCCCUGAUUAAGCUUGGUCUACACUACAGACUUAUGUCGGUACAACUGCAUCGCCCAGGCAUGUGGGAAAUUUACACCCGAGUGCCACAGUUACGCGGAUGGAACUCCGGCUGUACCCAGCAUUACGUUGACAGGAGGGCUUCUCCCAUCAACAAAGCCGUACCUCUCGGGGAGGGGAGAGUACCUACACCCACAGGAGAUACUCUCCCCUGUCAGUGUAGGUAGCAUCUUCACUUAAGCACUACAGCACUGUAUGUGUAGACAAGCCUUAAUGCUUUUUCACAGCUCUGGCAGAAGGGGCCUUCAAGUGGGUGUAAGUUACAGCUGUAUCCAUUGUAAUGCUCCAUGCCAGUAGGGUGCAACAGGGCUUUGGUGUACAGGAGUCAGGCCCCGUGGGUUCAGUAUAUUAAAACCAGUAAGAUCUAAUCACUCUAGUGCCAAUCCAGUUCCUGAGAGUGGCAAGAGUGUGUGAACAAUCCCAUCCCCUGAAGAGGAAACCAGAGGGGUGGUUUGGUUCAUUUAAAAGUUUUAUUCCUUUAUCAAAUCUCGUCAGAGGAUUUCACUGUACAGAUAUGAAUAAAUUACUCAACAGUAAUUUUUCUUCUGGUCAUUGGAACACUCAA